UACUAUUCCUAUGACCCAAUCUGGAUGUUGGUCAGAGGAAUGGAUUUAUAAUCCACUGUGACAAUGGGAGCGGCGCCACAGUAAGAACAACGAUUUCCGGACUUGCCGGAUCGAGCAGGCCCGCACACCGCCGCACUUCUGCGGACUUGCUUUUAUUGACUGAAACAUUCACUUACAUCCCACCAACAACAAGGUGUUAAAGGUGUGAAAUAUGAAAAACAUCAGGUUUCUCGGAGACGGCAGCGAUGGCUGUGGGUCGAAACGCAAACAAGUGCGGCGAGCUUGCAAUUCUUGCCGAAGAGGAAAACGCAGAUGUCUCCAUGAUCCCGGUAGUGAUGCUCUGGCACAGCGGGAAAGGGGCGCGAUCCAAAAACCGACGAUUGCGGUGAAUUUACCAGAUAGUCGUGACAAUAUUCAUCCAGUACAUCACCAACCUCAAGAAUCUCUAGGCGCUAGACGGGCACUUGAGCAAAGCCAGCACUCUUCAUCCUCCAUAUUAACCCCGAGGCCCACAGUUCCCUUCGUUGGUCCUUCGUCAGCGCACUCUCUUCUGCUCUCUGCUUGCAAAUUUUCCAAUAUGGUGGCCCCCGGUAUAGACUUAGAUGCUACAUACAAGCUCCCCUAUUCACGCAUCCUACGCCCUUCCUUCCAGGAUAUGAAAGCACCCCCUUCUGAGAGGCGGCCAGGUGUAGGCCCCGGAUAUCUCCCAAUGGUGGUGAGAGCAGUCUUGCCCUAUCUGGAAAUCGAAUGUCUCCAGAUGCUCCCUCCUCAACGAGAUCUCGAGGCCCUUAUACAAAUUUUCAAAGAGGAAAUCCACCCGAUCAUGCCUAUAAUAGACUUCGGCACGCGAGCACUUACAGAGCCCGCGAACGACGAUAACCCGGCAUCCAUCGUCAUGAGGCAGGCCAUCUGCUUAGCUGCUUGUAAGAACGUCUCGGCCAGACAGCAUCUCAACCUUCCAGGACAUGAAAACGGAGAUACCCUUGCCCAUACGCCCCGUUCGUUUGCUGACAUGCUCUUCGGUGCCCUAAAAAUUGGCCAGGAUAUUGGUCUAGUUGGUGAUAGGGUGGAGCUCGUCCAGGUUCUUGCGCUGAUGACCUUUCACUCCUAUGGUCCGGAUGGCGAUGACGAAACUGCCCGAUUAUUCAGCCAGGCGGUAUAUUUCGCCUUUUCUGCUGGCUUACACUACCCCUCACCACCAGGAAGUCCCAUUCCGGAAGCACGGCGUGUGGAGUUGCUUUGCUCACUCUUUGCUCUUGACAAGAUCAUUGCCAUGACCAGUGGCCGACCCACCAUAAUUCACUCUAGCGAAAUAUGUUUACCGGAGCAGAACGAUGUUGUAAUGGAUACCCUAUACCCCGGUCUUAAAUCGCUAUUCUCUUUAAGCAAUAUGCUUGACUGUGUCUUAGAUCUUUAUCGAGCACAGCCAGCCGAGGAAAUGGCAAGAGAAAGAUGCGUAUGGAAAGCAUCUUGGCCGGAAUUCGAGGACUUGGCAAGGGACUGUAAGGUCCAGACUAUGGAACCUCCUCUGCAAGCCUGCCUGGAACUCCUCUAUCACGUCAUUGGCGUCAUAUCCUACCGUCCGCCUCAACUUCCACUUUUCCAACAGCAUGCCCAAAGUGCCCCAGAGAGUACACCACUAUCUGUCGUCCAAAGCGCAAAAGUUAGGCAGAAAUACUGUGCUCAAAAGAUCUCUUUUCUCCUUACCAUAGAGAUAUCUAAGUUUCCCUUUAUCCCGUAUGCAGCAUCUCUCUCGUUGACAGUAGCUCUCCGCAAUAUGAAGCAAGCUACACUUGAGAGCACAAGGACGAUGGCGAAGGGCGACGUAGAAAGAAGUCUUAGAGUUCUUGCAGGAUUGGUAGAUACAUAUUGGCAUGCGGAAUCGGCGAGCACGAUCGGUCGUCAGAUAUUUCAGAGCUUCGCAUGAUGAAACGCAUUUGCGACGCAAAAUCCAGUAGUCUUCGUAUAUAAUUUAUUUUCACUGCUAUUUAUUAGCACUGAAAUGACCUGAACCUGUAAAUAUAUAUCCUAUAAUACUAUGAAUUAGCAAAGGGUAAAAAUGUACCAAAAUCAAUCUCAGACUCGGACACUGUAAAACAUCAAAAGUGAUACAGCGUUAGCUUAUCAACGCCAUAUUUUCCCUUCUCAAAAUGAUUAUAUAAAUUGGAUCUCCGGGGAUGCUGUUGGUGGCACGAAGACU
Messenger RNA from Annulohypoxylon truncatum, 2200 nucleotides. RefSeq lists its product as uncharacterized. The coding region runs from base 212 to 1927 and encodes 571 amino acids. Lineage: Eukaryota; Fungi; Ascomycota; Sordariomycetes; Xylariales; Hypoxylaceae. Gene Ontology annotation, molecular function: zinc ion binding; DNA binding. The transcript has a single exon. Gene Ontology annotation, biological process: DNA-templated transcription. The record is from RefSeq and is a predicted model, not a curated record.